Messenger RNA from Chiloscyllium plagiosum (whitespotted bambooshark), 4496 nucleotides. It is a transcript of the gene smarcd1, whose product is annotated as SWI/SNF related BAF chromatin remodeling complex subunit D1. NCBI's taxonomy places the organism in Eukaryota, Metazoa, Chordata, Chondrichthyes, Orectolobiformes, Hemiscylliidae. The record is from RefSeq and is a predicted model, not a curated record.
GUCGCUUUCCGGUGCGAAAGAGUUCCUUCUCGAAAAUGGCGGCGCGAGGAUUCCAGACAAUGAGCCCGGGCGCGGCGGCUGCUAUGGCAGCGGGUCCGGGGCCUGGCCAGGGGCAAGGGCCGGGGCAGGCCCCGGGCAGGAUAGCAGGAGCUCAGCAACAGAACAUGUUUCGCUCGGCCAUGCCAGGCCAGGGAUACCCGCGCCCAGGGAUGCCUCCAGGCAGCCGCAUGCCACCUCAGGGUGCUUCUAUGGGUCCGCCUGGUCCUUCGUAUGGGGGGAGCCCAGCUGUGCGACCAGGAAUGCCUCAGUCAAUGAUGGACCAGUCUCGCAAACGGCCAGCACCUCAGCAAAUUCAACAAGUGCAGCAGCAAGCAGCCCAAAACCGCAAUCACAAUGCAAAGAAGAAGAAGAUGGCUGAUAAAAUUCUACCUCAGAGGAUUCGGGAACUUGUGCCAGAGUCUCAAGCCUACAUGGAUUUGCUGGCGUUUGAGAGGAAGUUGGACCAGACUAUAAUGAGGAAGCGCCUGGACAUCCAGGAAGCACUGAAAAGACCAAUAAAGCAAAAGCGAAAGCUUCGUAUAUUUAUUUCUAAUACAUUCAACCCUGCCAAACCAGAUGCAGAAGAUGGCGAAGGAACUGUGGCAUCCUGGGAGCUUCGGGUGGAAGGCAGGCUUCUCGAGGAUUCAGCUGUAUCAAAAUAUGAUGCUACUAAACAGAAGCGGAAGUUUUCCUCAUUCUUCAAAUCCCUUGUGAUUGAACUAGAUAAAGAUCUCUAUGGACCUGACAACCACCUGGUUGAGUGGCACAGGACGGCCACAACCCAAGAGACUGAUGGCUUCCAGGUGAAAAGACCAGGAGAUGUGAAUGUGCGCUGCACUGUGUUACUGAUGCUAGAUUACCAGCCACCCCAGUUUAAAUUGGAUCCGCGACUGGCACGUCUGCUGGGCAUCCACACUCAGACCCGGCCUGUCAUCAUCCAGGCUCUCUGGCAGUACAUUAAAACACACAAGCUGCAGGAUUCCCAUGAGCGGGAGUUCAUCAACUGUGACAAAUACCUCCAGCAGAUCUUUGAAUGCCAGCGAAUGAAGUUCUCAGAAAUCCCUCAGAGACUACAUGCUCUGUUGAUGCCACCUGAGCCCAUCAUCAUCAACCAUAUUAUCAGUGUGGACCCAAAUGAUCAGAAGAAGACUGCAUGUUAUGACAUUGAUGUUGAAGUGGACGACACACUAAAGACUCAGAUGAAUUCAUUUCUCCUUUCUACUGCUAGCCAGCAGGAAAUUGCUGCUCUCGAUAAUAAGAUCCAUGAAACAAUAGAGACCAUUAACCAGCUCAAGACACAGAGGGAGUUCAUGUUGAGUUUUGCCAGAGAUCCACAGGGCUUCAUCAAUGACUGGUUGCAGUCCCAGUGCCGUGACCUGAAGUCUAUGACUGAUGUGGUAGGAAACCCAGAGGAGGAGCGCAGAGCAGAGUUCUACUUCCAGCCCUGGGCUCAAGAAGCUGUUUGCAGAUACUUCUAUUCUAAGGUGCAGCAGAGAAGACAGGAGCUUGAACAAGCUCUUGGCAUCCGUAAUACAUAAGCAACCUGUGUGGCUUCGUCCCAUGAGUGGCAGCAGGUUGAUACGAGAUGUCUGGGUUCAAGGUUGAACGCAGUUUUAUGAGUGCACAAAGAUUUCCGUUACAGUAUACAAACUGUAAAACUACAUGCAUCACUUGCACAAAAUAAAUCACCGCAUAGCCCUUGUACUCCUGAAGUGUUCUUUGCUACCUUUUAGUCCAACUGACACGUUCCCUUUAUAAAACAGCAUAGGAUUAGAAAAUAAAGUUAGCUUCUAUUGGCAUUUGGGGAAGUAUAAGUCACACGUGGUGACCUCAGUAACUAUGUAAAAUGGUAUAUAAAUGACUUAGUAGAACUACUAAUAGAGACACGUUAGCAAGCUAGAUCCAACAGAUUUGAUGUUACACUUGCUUACUUUGUUACAUUAUUUUUAAAGUGGCUUUGUGUUGAAAGUGGCAAGUAUUUUGACCACAAACUGUGAUUCCAGCUACCUUCUUCAACAUAUGCUUCCUUCUGGCAAUCCUUAAUAUCAGUGAGCCAGUGGUGUAUUUGCAGCAGUAUUGGUAUCUGCAUGAAAGUGGAUCAGCGCUUCUUCACCCUUUCAUGUCAGGGCUAAAUAAUGCCACUUGCCAACUGUUGGGGGCCAUGCUAGGUUGCAGCAUUUAAAAAGAAAACCCAAAAAUCACUAGCCUGCAAGUUACAUCGAGUUAUUAAUCCUUCUAUUUCCAAUGCAUUCUUCCUCUGUCUUGUUUGUUUUGAAGGCUGAUUCUAAUUUAGACUGAAAGGUUUCUUAUACUCUGGUUUGAAACUCAUCUUGCUAGUUUUGAACAAAUGAGAAGUUACGAGUUUAAAGUGAGUUUUACACCCAAAUUAAUGAAUGACUUUUUUUAAAAAAAAUCACUCCAGUGCUGCUUUAUAUACUGGGUCGAAUGUAUUUUGUGUUAUUCUUUAUUCCUCCUGACUCCUAUCAGAAGUUGCAAGGCCAGAAAUGAAGGGAUAAUUUUCUCUGGCUUUAGAUGAGAAAAAUAUGUCGAGUUCCAAUUUAAAGGUGGUCAGCUGGCUAUUGUUGCUUUAUCUGAUGCAUUGAUAAAGUUAUAGUAUGUUUCCUUGUUCAUGUAUCAUUCAGUUCUUUAAUUUCAAGACUGUGUGUGCUGGACCCUAAACAUCACCCUUGUAUUUUGCAUUAGUCUUAACAGAUCUCAGUACAAUGCUACUGAUUGGUCAUAGUAAUACCUGGCAAGCUGGUGAAAAUAAGGGACUUUUCAAAACACACUUCAGUCUUGAUCAGGGCACUAAAUGGUCAGUUAACUUCUUACCUUACUUUGUAACCUCUUACCUCUGUGAACAUGUAUGUAAAUCCACGUAGCAGUGAUUGAAACCCAGUCCAUAGUUGUAUAAACUGCAACAGUUGGACUAAGUCUUGGAAGAGCGCAGCUUCUUAGGAGUCAAUAUUUUGUAGUGAUUUUAAAAAAGUUAAUUAGUUUCAAAAAGUGAAGGGGUGACAAACUGACACACAACCAUUCUUGAUCUUUGCAGCAGCAUUGUAGCAGCUUAUGCUGAUUCAUGUGUGAUCCCUCUUUCAUGUGAACCACAUGUAUUAGUCAAAUUUAAUCUUGUGACAGUGAGAUAAGGCUGUUCACCUGAGCCCAUCAUAACUUGAUUCUACCAUUCAGCUUGGAAAGAGUUGAUGCCAUUCUCUGAAAUUAGAUAAACCAGGUUUCGCCAACUCCCUAUUGUAAAGAAAUUAGUUGCAAGGCUUUUAAUACGCAUCCUGAUCUAGUUUAAAUGAAUGGGUGUGUGCACUUUAGCAUUUGGUUUUCAGCAAUUACUCAUGCACUAUCCACCUUUGAGGGCAUUCUAAUGCUCUUUGCAAUUAUGUAGCCUAUUGACACUCAUGAUCAAGCUCUCAGUGAGUGAGUUUCUGCAGGGUAAAUGCUGCCAGGAGGUGGCUGAAAAAAGGUAGUUCUAAAUGUAAAGUUAGAGAUUUGUUCAAAUAAUUUGGUAGGAUUACGGUAGAGUUGUUCCACCUGACCAUGACAUUCAACAAGAACUACUGUCACACCAAUGUUUUAUUUAUGCACCACCAUAAAGUGAAAAUCAUUCCCCUCUAAAGAGUCUUUUUGUUUAAAAAUCUUCCAAGUUUGGUGUACCCUAUGGUAUGAUACUUAAACCAUACGUGAACAAUUAAGUCCCAAGUUCACGUGGUACUCAACUUGAGAAAAUAAUUAGCCUGAGUUCCCACUCCAAAUCACUACCUGGUAAUUUCUGCUGGAAAAUGCUGAUGUGGAUAUCCAGCACAGCCUGAAUCCAUUUUAUUGCAGUCCUCCAUCAUAGAAUGCUGGAGUAGUAUUCAAUGUCUUGACUUUCUCAUGAACAUUUGCUAUCCGUACGGUUGGGGGGAAAACUGCCAUAUCCCACUGAACCAUAGCUUCCGGAGAUGAACCAGUUGAAGGGGGCAGAUUUUCUAAAAUUUCAUUGGGUCAAAUAUGAAAGUAAUGGCAAAUGGCUUUCUCUGUUAGUCACUGACCAGCUGGGUAUUACAUCAGUUACAUUUCCAAUGAAGAUUGACACUGCUGUUAAAUACAUAAGCUGAAACCACUUGAACAGGCCAGUAUACAGAAGUCUGUUUGGAGUAAGCCUUUAUCUGUGUUGCAAGGUGAUCUAGGGGUCUAUAUUCCAGCAAGCCACCUCUCUCAAAUGUAGGAAAAAUCUAUAUGAAGGUAAUUGGGUUUCAAACUGUUCCUUGCCUGCUCUUUUCAAGUGUGGUACGAAUGUGGUUAGGAUGGGCGUAGUCACUAACAAGCUGUAUUUAGACAGUUAAACUUCUGCAGUUAUUGCUGCAAUAAUCUGUAUUUUUACUGAGUAGUAUUUUGAGGGACCAGACUUUUGUACUGUACGCUUGUAUGUGUCACUCAGUUUUAAUAAAACCUUCAAUACGGAA